This is a messenger RNA of Eutrema salsugineum, 1334 nucleotides long. Its product is annotated as methyl-CpG-binding domain-containing protein 7. The record is from RefSeq and is a predicted model, not a curated record. Lineage: Eukaryota; Viridiplantae; Streptophyta; Magnoliopsida; Brassicales; Brassicaceae. The coding region runs from base 133 to 1116 and encodes 327 amino acids. The transcript has 6 exons. Gene Ontology annotation, molecular function: DNA binding.
ACUGGAUGGUGCUUCAUGCGUGUCCAGUGAGAAGGGUAGUGCAUAAAAUGUGGUGGCUUUGGCUCUUGAAACCAAAAUUGCUUGAAACCCAUUCUCACUCGGGUUUUUGGGUUAAACCCGCCAACGAAAGAGAUGCAGACGAGAUCUUCAUCCUCAGCCUCGGCGAGCCUAAUCCCUUUUGACACGUUUCCGGCGGGCCACGGCCGCCUCAGCCGCGAAACUCAGCUGCAGAUCGUGGACCCCACUUUGUCUCGCCGGAAACUUUUUCCGGGCUGGACCGUCGUGAAUCGGCCGGGAUCGUCGUCUCCUCGUAGUAGCAACGGCAGUGUCGAUACGUACUAUAUCGAGGCAGGGACUGGUAGAGAGUUUCCAUCUCUAGAAUCUGUUCAAAGACACUUGGCUGGAUUAGUAGAUGAAAGACGCUUGACUCGAACAGGAUCCUUCUUGAAUGAAAAUUCAAGGAUUUAUGAAGGAUCUAGAACCAAACAGAAUCAUCGCAGCGUAGAAUAUGCCUCCAAGGGUUUCCGUUUGCCUAGAGGAUGGACUGUUGAGGAGGUUCCCAGGAAAAAUGCCUACCAUAUUGAUAAGUAUUAUACUGAGCGAAAAACGGGGAAACGGUUCCGUUCCCUUGUUUCCGUUGAGAGAUACUUACAAGAAUCCAGGAACUGUACAGAUCAGCAGCUUAUGGUUUUACAAAGUCACCGUGGCUUGUCCAAAGGUUUCAGUUUACCUGAAGGAUGGAUCGUCGAGGAGAAACCACGGAGAUAUUCAAGCCAUAUAGACAGGUCAUACAUUGAGCCAGUUACGGGGAAGAAAUUCCGUUCACUGCCUGCUGUUGAGAGAUACCUGAGAGCAGUUGGGAGCGGUAGAGUUGACUCGGCUUCUAUGGUGGGUUCUUUGCUGCAUUCCGAGAUGCUUUUGCUUUUGGCGAACCGGAAUGGUACCGGAUUUCAGACCGAGGUUCUUGACCCAAACCCACCAGGGAGAGUUAAGUGGAUCUUUACCGGUCCAGGCGGAAACAAGUUUAGUGCGCAUGUGAACGGUUCAGACGUUUCUGGUUCGGUCAAACAGACAUGGUCUGAGGCUUUUGUUUCAUUGAUCCAUGACCGAUCUUAACCAAAAAUCUGAAUCCUAGGUUUGACCCUUUUGUGGCCGGUUUUUGCACUUUGAUUUACCGUUAACAAAACUACUAGGUAGCCUCGCCAAGUUGUUCAUACUUCGUCUAAUUUUCAACUGACUCGAAUAACCGGUUUUUGGUAGAUUUGUCCUUUUCUGAUCUCGGUAGUUCGUGUAGGUAUGUUAGUGCUACAUUAAAUCGGAUGUUUUUGUUGUUA